AAACGUUACCCUGUCUAAAUAGUGAUUGAGCUACGAGUCGACUAGUUGUCUAUUUAACACUCCACUGAAAAAAUCUUAAGUAUCUCAAAUCAGUAUAUUUGUUUUAAGCCAUGGGGAAAAAGAAAGGGUAUUAUGUGUCCGAACUGUUUUUUAAACCAGAAGAGAACACCAACAUUGAAAAGCCGGAAUCGUUCACCGUCAAAGAUUACGAUGCGAUUGUGGAUGAGGUGGUAAACGAACAGCCUAAUAAACAACUGAACGCAGAUACCAAAACAGAAGGAAUAGUUACCGAUAUUUCAAGUGAUGUCCGUCAAACAGAUACACAAGAGGUUGAGGUUGAAUUUUACGAUUUAGAUAUUGAAAAUGACGUGGUGAACGAACAACCUAGUAAACAAGUGAACGCGGAUCCCAAAAAGGACGAAAUAGAUGGCGAUAUUUCAAAGGAUGUCCAUAAAACAGACACGCAAGAUAUAGUAAAUGGCGUGGCCAACGAACAACCUAUUAAACAACUGAACACGGAUCCCGGUAAGGACGGAGUAGAUGGCGAUAUUUCAAGUAAUUCCCCUCCGACAGACACAAAAGACUUGGCUAUUGCAAAUGAAGUGGUGAACGAUCAACCUUGUGAACAACUGAACGAGGACCCCGUUAAAGACGAAAUAGAUGAUGAUGAUAGUUCAAGUGAUUCGGACAAAACCGACACACAAGCUGCUGUGGUUUCAGAUGCGAAUGCCAUAGAACCUGUGUCUUAUAAGAAAUUUAAUGGUGCUGAAGAUGACAAUCAACUGAAGAAAGAUGCCAACUCUCAAUCAACGGCAAUCAUCGACGAUGCAAAAAGUAACUUUGAUACCGAAGCGUCUACAAAGCAAGCGAGCGCUACUGAAAGUUCAAAUUUGAAAGCUGCCGAGAAAUUUACUUCAAUUGAACUAGGAGAAAUCAAACACGAACCCAAAAAUAACCCAGCAAUAAACUGGUUCAAACGAAAUAGAUUUUUCGUAAUAGGAAUAGUUGUUAUCGUCUUACUUAUUAUCGUUAUUUCAAUCGCUACUUCAUCACGAAAAAAACCAACAUCCACCGGUAAUCCAAAUGAAAUCCCCCUCUCUUCAACGACUGAAUUCGCAGGUCCACGAAAAGGAACUCUUCCUCCCGGAGUCUACCCUGCACCGGACGUAAUUGAGAAUACAGAAGAUUUUGAUACUACUAAAACGAGCAGUAUAGCGACAUCACUUGAACCGACAACGAUUGAAACGACACCACAAGGCGGAAUAAAUGGCAACACUAUAGCUGCUUCAGUUUCCCCUAUCACUACAGAUGUAAGCUCUACAGCUACAACAACGGAUGAGUACGAUUAUCAUGAAUCAUCUGGAGAUGGUGGAGAGCUAUCAGCUCCAUUAUCGCUAUUCGAAAACGUCUAAAUUCUAUAAUAAGAUCCUUGACAAAUUUAUUUAUUUGUUAUCUUAUUUUCCAUGAAAUCCAUUGGCAUUCUUACAAUAGUCUGUUACUCAUUUGAAAUGUUUCUCAUUAGCGAAAUUUUCCUUACCAACUACUAUGUAUCUUAAAAUGAUACAAAAAAAAAACUUUGUUGGGAUAAUGCGUUGCUACUCGCGUGUGUAAUCGAAUUCAAAUUAUGGCGCCAAAAUCCUUAAAUUGAAAAUGUGAAGUCAAAAUGAACACAUUUGGUGUGAUUGUUUCAUUCAUUAAAAACUUGUAGUACUAAUUUCAAAUAAGACUGCUUCAACCAAAAAACAAGUAAAUCUAAUAUAGAUUACAUAAAGAAAACGCCAUGAAAAAUUAUCAGCGACAACCGGUAACAAGAUAUAAAGGUAAAAGAAUUCCGUCUUUUUAACGAUGCCAAAAUGGAUCUCCUUUUGCUGCCGUCAUCACAAAUGAAAUUCAAUGUGAAAAAAAACAUUUGUUUUUGCACAUUGGCAACAAAAUGGGUAACCACAAUAAUUUUAAAAAUGUGUAGCAUUACUGCGAAAUUCUUGGAAGGGAGGAAUUCCGGAACCGGAAGUAUCAGGACAUGAAAAAAAAACCUAGUACGACGCAUCCCUUUCUGUUAGACGUGUUCACAUUAUGCAAAAGUUCUAAUUACAAUAAAUAUCAAUUUUCUCUGGUUAACAAAUGCACCGGUAUACUGUGACGCGAUGCCACUCGGUCUGGAGAGCCGAGGCAACAGCUGAUCAAGCUACUGUGUUGCUACAUCCCGUCAGGGGAAAAUGUCUGCCCAUGUGUUUGAUGGGCUCGCAUCCGUUCACCCCAAGUCGAUAGAUGAUAAAGCAAGAUCAUGUUCACAUCAUCCCACCUCAUCAGAUAUCCUUCACAUUUCGUCUGCCAGUUGGCCACUGGUUACUGGACUACUCGUGCUUCAGAAAAAUGACGUCUCCCUUCCGGAAUCCGCAAAACGAGAGUACUGCUGUAAUAACAAUUGGUGGUGAUACACCCGGCACGGAAAAAGAAAGUUCCCAAACAAAAUUCAAAGUCCACGAGAACCAGCCUACCUUAAAUAGUAACUCAACACCAACCAGGAUGUUCUUGAGAAGAAGAAUCGUAUUGCUGACACUGGCCCUUAUUUUAGCUAUUGUUAUCAUCACCGUGACCAUUGUCGGGCUUCUCAUCUCAUCAUAUAAUGACCGUCAACAGGCAGAAGCGGAAGCUAGAAAAGAUCAUGGUACUCACAUGGAGAUAGAAAAAUAUGAGGAGAUGGAAAAGAAAAUGAGUUCUAUAGCUUCUGAUUUACCCGAGAGUGACGAUACGGAAAUCGAUGAACGUGACUUUUUACCAGUACCACCAGCUACAACAAAUACGGACAGCAGCGGCAGUGGAUUUGAGCCUUCAAGUACGGAAAAGACUUCGGUGAAUGAGAAUUCUGUUCCUCUAACAGACGAAUAUGAAUCAUCUCAAGAAGUUGGAAGUGGAGAUUCGUUUGAUCACCAUCAAGCCGGUAGUGGAGAUAAGUCCGAAGAUCGACACUUUGGCAUGGGAAGUGGGGAUUUUUCUGGAGACCGACGAGACGUCGGCAGCGGGUUUGAACACAAUCAACCCGUUUAACUCGUCACAACUUACAAGCAAUCUCAUUCCGACCUUCCUCUUGCAACUAUAUAGUACUUUAUAUAAUAAAUACAAUUUAUCCCUGUCACUGCAAAUUCUAUUGGUAAAUUUCUUGUGCACAUGUUAUGAAAGCUAUCCGUAAAAUACAUACAAAAUUCGUGUACCAUUUAA
Messenger RNA from Daphnia pulicaria, 3219 nucleotides. Its product is annotated as transcription initiation factor TFIID subunit 11-like. Bases 111 to 1412 code for a protein of 433 amino acids. The record is from RefSeq and is a predicted model, not a curated record. The transcript has 13 exons. Lineage: Eukaryota; Metazoa; Arthropoda; Branchiopoda; Diplostraca; Daphniidae.